AUGAAAGGACGUGCAAGUUUGACACACAAUCCGAUUCUGCAUUUGAUCAUUUUCACCACAAUUCAUGCGUAUAUAACUCCAUCCUAUAAUCAACCUUAUUUGGGUCUAUGCCCAACGUGGUCUAACAGUGGCAUUACAUUUGCUAGCAAUAGCGUGUUAUCUGGAGAGCCUAGACGACUAUUUAUUAACACUGAGAAUUCCAUAUACGUUUCUGUUGACGCUGAUCAAGUUUUAGUAUGGUCUGAAGGAAGUAACAUAGUGAAUCUCAAUAUUUCGAAUAAUGUAACCGGACCUUUUGGUAUUUUUGCCACUAUUGACGGUUAUAUAUACAUUGCGAAUAGUGUUCCAAAUCGUGGAGUAUUUCUAUGGUCACCAAAUGGAACCAAUUCUACAAAAGUGAUGCCAAAUACUAGGAAAUGCAGCGCCCUUUUUAUAGAUAUUAACAAUACUCUAUAUUGUUCGUGUGAUAUAGAAAAUCAAGUGUUAAAAGUCUCACUUGAACCCGGUUCACAGAAUCAAACUACCGCAGCUGGUAAAAAGAAUGUUAACGGAUCUACAUCGGAUCUACUCAAUAGUCCUAUCGGAAUCUUCGUUGAUAGAAACUUAAGUUUGUAUGUAGCUGAUUCUGAUAACGAUCGAAUUCAACUUUUUCUGUGGAAUGAAUUAAAUGGAACAACUAUUGCGGGCACUGGUGCAUCAGCAACCAUAAACCUUAAAGGUCCGUCCGAUAUUGUAUUCGACGGCGAUGGCUAUUUAUAUAUAGUUGAUACUGGCAGAAACCGUAUUGUUGCAUCAGGACCUAAUGGCUUUCGAUGUGUCAUUGGUUGUAAAGUUGGUAUGGGUUCAGCUUCUUAUCAACUGCAUGGUCCCUUCAGUCUCAGUUUCGAUACUUACGGCAAUAUAUAUGUCAGUGAUCGAUCUAAUUAUCGAAUUCAAAAAUUCAUCUUUAUAAAUCAAUCUUGUGAUAACACGACACCCAUUGACAGUACAACUACUUCAAACACAGAUACCGUGACAGUAUCAACAGAUGGUGUUACAUCGAUCAGUACAUCAGCGUUAGUCCUCUCGACGAGUGUAGCAGUAACAGAUGCUACAUCAACGACGACCACAACGAUGAAUCCCUCAUCAUCAUCUGAGACUACUACUUCAUCACUAAUACCGACUACAUUAGUCACAUCUUUUCUACCAGCAACCGUUUCAAAUCAUGUAGAUACGAGUACUGUUCAGCAAGGUACAUCCUUCGCAUCAUUGUUUACUCCGUCUGUAUGCGCAUCACCGACAGUAAUGGGGCCGAAUUGUAGUUUAUCUACUCUUUCAUGCGAUAGUCUUCGACCUUGCUACAAUAACGCCACCUGUAUCAACAAUAAUACAGUGUUGUCUGGCUACACUUGCAAUUGUUUACUAGGUUUUAACGGUACCGAUUGUCAAUACGAUUAUCGACCUUGUCAACCAGAUACUUGCUGGAAUAAUGGUAUGUGUAACCAAACAUCAAACACAAGUUUUAUCUGUAUAUGUGUAAAUGAUUGGCAAGGUGAACACUGCCAAACAAAGAUAAACCAUUGUGAAAACAUUACAUGUUACAAUAAUGGUGUUUGUAAAACCUUAUCACAAAACUACACAUGCCAAUGUAUUGGCGAUAGUUAUUCUGGUCGACAUUGUGAGCGCACAUUGAGUAAAAGAGCUCUUCAACAAUCAAUCUCCAGAUCAUUUGCUUAUGUUGCUAUCAUGGCUAUAGCAAUUGUUGCACUGUUUAUUAUUAUUAUGGACGUAUCAACAUACGUUUUUGGUAUUGACCCAGUUAAAUCAGUACGUCGAGAACUGCGUCGACGACCGAAAUAUAAAACAAAAAAGAAAGAAAAAAGAUUUAUUACAAUCCAACGACCUAUCUAUAUUGCAUGA
This is a messenger RNA of Adineta ricciae, 1899 nucleotides long. Lineage: Eukaryota; Metazoa; Rotifera; Eurotatoria; Adinetida; Adinetidae. The record is from the annotation of a GenBank genome assembly.